AUGAAUGGAUUUUCAGAUCAUGGGUUGGAUGAGGGGUCAUUUGGGGAGAAGGGAGGGAUUGUGAAGGCUUUUGAUGCUUUUCCCAAAGCGAAACCACAAUACAUAACACAAACUUCUGGGGGCGGCAAAUGGACCGUCGCCAUGAUGCUCGUGUCCUUCGCUCUCCUCGUCUCCGAAUUCAUGCGUUGGUGGACUGGCCACGAAACCCACACCUUCGUAGUUGAGAAGGGUGUUGGACAUUCCCUACAGAUAAACAUGGAUAUGGUCAUCAAAAUGAAAUGUUCGGAGGUCCAUAUUAACGUACAAGAUGCGGCUGGUGAUCGCAUAUUAGCUGGAAUAAUGCUCAAAGAGGAUGCGACGAAUUGGAAACAAUGGGUGGAUGCAAAGGGUAUACAUCAAUUGGGUAAAGAUGCCCAUGGAAGAGUGAUUACCGGAGAGGAAUAUCAUGAGGAGGGAUUUGGAGAGGAACAUGUUCAUGAUAUCGUGGUAUUAGGAGGGAAGAAGAGGGCGAAGUUCGCCAAGACCCCGAGAGUCAAGGGUGGUCCUAAGGGGGUGAUAGUUGUAGGGUUUAUGGAAGUUUGGAGGUUAAUAAGGUGCAGGGUGACUUUCAUAUCACUGCAAGGGGUCAUGGAUAUCCGGAGAUGGGAAAACAUUUGGAUCAUAGUGGUUUCAUUCAAUUUCUCCCACAUAAUCAACGAGUUAUCAUUCGGUCCCUUCUACCCCUCCCUUCUCAACCCCCUCGACCGCACCAUCGCCGGCACACCCAACCAUUUCCACAAAUACCAAUACUUUCUCUCCAUAGUUCCAACUCUUUACUCCCUCUCGCCAUCGACAUUUUCUCCCUCGUCAUCUCCCACCCUUCUACGCACAAAUCAAUACGCUGUUACGUCACAAGAACAUAUUGUGGGCGAACGCAGCGUCCCGGGUAUAUUCUUCAAAUAUGAUAUUGAGCCGCUUCUUUUGACAGUAGAGGAAAGUAGAGAUGGAUUCUUGAGAUUUGUGGUUAAGGUUGUCAAUGUUGUGAGUGGUGUGUUGGUUGCGGGCCAUUGGGGAUUCACCAUCACAGAGUGGGGAUUGAGGGUUUGGGGACGGAGGAGUGGGAGAGGUGCAAAGGGUAUGUUGGAUAGUGGAAAGUACAAUGAGGAUUAA
Messenger RNA from Botrytis fragariae, 1149 nucleotides. Its product is annotated as putative endoplasmic reticulum-golgi intermediate compartment protein 2 protein. The record is from RefSeq and is a predicted model, not a curated record. The transcript has 3 exons. Lineage: Eukaryota; Fungi; Ascomycota; Leotiomycetes; Helotiales; Sclerotiniaceae. The coding region runs from base 1 to 1149 and encodes 382 amino acids. Gene Ontology annotation, biological process: endoplasmic reticulum to Golgi vesicle-mediated transport; retrograde vesicle-mediated transport, Golgi to endoplasmic reticulum. Gene Ontology annotation, cellular component: COPII-coated ER to Golgi transport vesicle; endoplasmic reticulum membrane; endoplasmic reticulum.